GAAAGGUCACUACGGCAAGCUGAGGCGGACAGAAAGAGCGGCGCUGAGUAAACAUCAGCAGGAGUUCACUGUUAUUCUUCUGUGGCUGGACAAAUAGAUCGAAUAUUCCCCCGUCAGAUCUGAUCCACAGGAGGUGAGGAAAUCUGCAGUGUGAUGAGACUGAAGGACAGCUCUGGGCAGCUCAGACUGUGGAGCUGGUUCCUGCUGUGCUCCAGCUGUCUGCUGUGUGUAUGUGCUCACGGAGGACAGCAUGGAGAACCAGCUGCUUCAGAUCAAGAGCCUCCCCCAAUCACCCGGCUGGACAGGAAUAUGGUUCAGGAUAAAGAGCACAUCAUGGAGCAUUUAGAAGGAGUGAUUGAGAAGCCUGAGUCGGACAUGACUCCUCAAGAGCUUCAGCUUCACUACUUCAAGAUGCACGACUACGAUGGCAACAAUCUGCUGGACGGACUCGAGCUGGCCUCCGCCAUUACUCAUGUUCACAGAGAGGAAAGAGGAGAUAACAGCCAGCCAAUGAAGGAAGAGCAUCUCAUUAACCUCGUUGAUGAGGUUCUCCGAGACGACGACAAAAACAAUGAUGGCUACAUUGACUAUGCAGAGUUCGCGAGGUCUCUGGAGUAAAAGAGGAGAGGAAGAGCCGCUGCCUUACUGUGAAUGCAGAUUACCUCUGAUGUACACAUCUCCAGCACAUUCCUUCAUGUGUGUGUUUUCACAGGCACAGUAUAUUCGUGCUUCAGUCUAACCUGUAAUAAAUGUCAUACGAUCAAGUGGUGAGGGUCAUGAUGAAGUGACAUGAGAUGUUUUGUAUGUAUGCCAUCAUUGUAACAUGUAUUAGUUGUUUCACUCACAUCUGCGUAUGUCUUGUCAGAAUGGACCUUAAUGUAUAAACUGCCAAAUGUAUCCAAUGUAAACGAGCUACAUUGGUAAAGUGGAAUAUUAAUUGCUGCUGUGCUGAUAAAUGAUGGCAAAUGCGUGCUUUUUCUGCCUUAAA
Messenger RNA from Carassius gibelio (silver crucian carp), 988 nucleotides. Its product is annotated as multiple coagulation factor deficiency protein 2 homolog. NCBI's taxonomy places the organism in Eukaryota, Metazoa, Chordata, Actinopteri, Cypriniformes, Cyprinidae. Gene Ontology annotation, molecular function: calcium ion binding. The record is from RefSeq and is a predicted model, not a curated record. Bases 154 to 618 code for a protein of 154 amino acids. The transcript is spliced from 4 exons.